AUGGAGAGGAAAAAGAGGCUGAAGCAUCCCAAGGUGCGCACCGGGUGCAUCACUUGCAAGUACGGCGCCUUUUCGACAUGCAUGGGCAGGAACUUAUUGACUAGAAUCCGGCACACCAAAUGUGACGAGACCGCCCCGGCGUGUGGGAACUGCACCAGCACAGGCCGCAAGUGCGAUGGGUAUGCACAAGCCCCGGAUAAGAGAACCCGGCCGUGGCGGCAGCCGGGAGACGGAAAAAGCCAAUGCGCGGUGUAUCAAUUGCAGAUCACGAACAGCCUGCCUCGCGAUGGCGAGGUGAGUCUCUCGUGGAGUGAGCGCUGGCACCUGGACUACUUCCGCCGAUGCACCACCGUCCAGUGUUCCGAGUUUUUCCAGGAUACAUUCUGGACUCGUCUGGUCCUCCAGAUGUGCGAGAGACAGCCCGCAGUCCAGCACGCCGCCAUCGCAAUGACGGCCAGGCAACGCCAAUUCGAGGCGGUGCAAACAAAGCAGGUAGAGGAUCGGGAAAGUUUCCUGGCACUGAGCCAUUCCCACAAGUCCAUCAGCUGGCUCGGUGCAGACCUCGCACGGCACGAGUCUAGCCGUGAGCACAAAGAGACAGUGCUGGUUAGUUGCAUCAUUCUAACCAUGCUCGCGCUGUUUCAACAAGACUUGUUCACGGCACGAUGCCAUCUUCAGUCUGGCUACAACCUGUUCAAGGAAUGGGCCGCUAUUGAGUCCAAAACAAGUCCUCAUAAGGAGAUUCUAGAGCAGGCAUUCUCACAGGUUCAUAUACAUUAUUCAACCUGCGUAGACCCGAAGGAAUUUCGCAACAACCGCCGUUCAUUACCUCCGGUGCCUCCAGAGAGGAACUCCUCGGCGGUCACUUGUAAUGCAGACCUCGUCCGGGAGACCAGAGGGUUACAGGUGAUUGGCUGGCUCAUACUGCAGAGCCAUCCAGGAGGGGGCUUCGGCAUAGCAUGCGCGAGCUCACCUGUGAGUCGUGGUGGGGUGGCAGUCCUGAGCAAGCUGCGACUGUGGCGCAGCCAACUCAAGUUCUUCGCAGCCGGUGGGUUUCUUUCUCAGCGCCAACAGGAUAUGCUUGUCCUACUCGAAUUGUGGACUUUGGUCCUUGAUGUGAAAAUGGCUGUGGCAAGUAGCCUAAACCCAAGCGAGAGUCUGUAUGAUGACUAUCUGUCUCGCUUCCAAUGCGCCAUCCUGCUAGCGAGAGGUCUACUGCGUUCAGACGCAAGUGAAGUGCCAGCACCAGUCUCUUAUAUCAGGCCCGGCGUCGUGACUGCUCUCUUAUGGUGCGGGGCCAAAUGUCGUGACUGGAAGACCCGAAAUGAGAUUGUAGCCUUGCUGAGAGAAUGCAAACACCACAGCCCUUGGGUUUCCGCUGCGGCAACUUCCAUUGAGAGCUUGGUUCAGAUCGAGAGAAGCGGUAUCGAGCUAGGAGCUCGCAUCCCAGCAACUGCUCGUGUUGACUGUAUAACCGUGAAACCUCUCUUGAAAAGCUCCGAGGUUCAGCUGUGGUACCAAAGCCUUCGGCCUGGGGAGUGUCGCGAUGAAAACAAGGCGUGGGAAUGCGUUACUAUGCCUUGUUAUUGA
Penicillium olsonii is the source of this 1590-nucleotide messenger RNA. NCBI's taxonomy places the organism in Eukaryota, Fungi, Ascomycota, Eurotiomycetes, Eurotiales, Aspergillaceae. The record is from the annotation of a GenBank genome assembly.